CAAGGUUAUUAUGACAGAUACAGUUCGCGUUUUAUCAUCAAAAGAUAUUAAUCAAUUACUACGACAAGGUGAUUUAGAUUCGGCAAAUCAAGUGAUUGACUUGAUGGCAGUGACUUUUGAAACUUAUACAAAAGCACACCAAUCUGGAAACACUCAUUAUGCUCAAGCACCACAACGUAUUGGUGUCCACACAGAUAAUCAUUAUGCUUUAUUUAUGCCAUCUCGACUACAACAAACUACAGCCAUCAAGGUGGUCAGUGUCCCUACAAACGAUGGAAAAGGCGGAUUACCUGCAACAAUUAUGGUGUUAGAUGAAACUAAUGGAAGUGUACAAGCUAUUAUGAAUGCAGCUGCCUUGACUGCUGUACGUACUGCUGCUGGUUCGGGUGUGGCAACACGUUACUUUGCUAAUCCACAAGCGAAUCGACUGGUUAUAUUUGGCGCUGGAGCACAAGCACGAGCACAUAUUGACAUGAUGAUUGCUGCACGACCUAGUAUAGAACAUAUCACGAUUUGGAACCGAGGACAAGAAAGAAGGGAAGCAUUGGUCAAAUUGAUGCAACAAGCCUAUCCUACACGCACCUUUGUUGGCAUUAAGAGUGAUGAUGAUGAUUUAUUGGAACAAGCUGUACAUCAAGCACAUAUCAUUUGUACUUGUACCAAUGCAACCAAUCCUGUUCUUUUUGGCAAGUGGCUAUCUCCAGGAACUCAUAUAAAUUGUGUAGGCUCUUACCGUAUGGAUAUGCAUGAAGUCGAUACUGAAACUGUGAAACGUGCUACCAAUAUCAUUGUGGAUUCUAUUGCAGCUUGUAGUCAUGAAGCAGGAGAAUUGGUCAAAUCAUCAUCAAAGGAACAAUGGACUGAAAUAGGAGACAUCAUCCAACAACAACAACAACAAAAAGUACAACAUGAUCCUCAUGGUAUAUCUCUUUUCAAAAGUGUUGGUAUCAGUGUUCAAGAUAGUGCUGUGGCUGGUUUGAUACUCGACAAGGCCAAACAAGAAGAUCUUGGAUCAUCUGUCCCUUUCUAGUUUAGUUUUAGAUGAGUAUUUUAUUAAUCUUGAUUUGAUUAACUAAUAAUAAUAAAAUAUAUAUAUAUAUAUC
This is a messenger RNA of Halteromyces radiatus, 1103 nucleotides long. RefSeq lists its product as uncharacterized. The record is from RefSeq and is a predicted model, not a curated record. The transcript is spliced from 2 exons. Bases 11 to 1030 code for a protein of 339 amino acids. NCBI's taxonomy places the organism in Eukaryota, Fungi, Mucoromycota, Mucoromycetes, Mucorales, Cunninghamellaceae. Gene Ontology annotation, cellular component: cytoplasm.